Carassius carassius (crucian carp) is the source of this 886-nucleotide messenger RNA. Its product is annotated as protein ATP6V1FNB. The record is from RefSeq and is a predicted model, not a curated record. Bases 234 to 755 code for a protein of 173 amino acids. NCBI's taxonomy places the organism in Eukaryota, Metazoa, Chordata, Actinopteri, Cypriniformes, Cyprinidae. The transcript has 3 exons.
AAAGGUCAUGUGCAUUAUUCAUGAUUUCCUUUUCUUUGUUUAGGCGGGGGGAAGUCAUUGUGAUUGAGUUUGAGCUUGUGUAAUUUAGUUUUAUUAACUCUGACUGUAACUCACUCGCUGAUCGUGCCUCCUUCAGGACAGACCUGAGUAUUACAACACCCGCUGAAAGCCCCGCACCUGAUACUAGGUUUCCGUGGCCUCAAACUGAUCUGUAAGAGACGCGGACAUCAGUCAUGAGGAACCUGCAGACCACUCAAGACCAGAACUUCUACCGCGAGCUGAUCCUGAAGGAGGCCUACACGCGGCUGGCCUGGAAGAUGAAAUACAGCAAAGAAUACCCGACAACCUUCGCGUCUCGCAGGUCCAAGUCCAUCGGGUUGUUUAACCCUCCGUCUGUCGGUAAAGUCCCUCUGCCUCCGGUGGUCCAGCCGCGGGAGAAGCCCCCGGUGCUCCGCUCACUGAGUGAAGCCCCGCUCAUGAGACCCGUGAGCCCGUCCACCACAGCGGCUCUCUAUAAGGGCUCAUCCAACGAAGGCAAAGGACGGAGUUUGUAUUUGAAGAAACGGGCGCAGAAAGGCCCGGAGGAAAAGUUUGAUUAUCCGAUUCUGUCGUCCUGGGAUUAUGGAUGGAGAUUAGGUGAUUAUGAGGUUGACAGUAAGACUCCAGUCCACGGGAGAUCUGGGAUCGUAAAGAGCACCUUUUAUGCCAGGAAUGGCAUUUUUAAUAUUCCUGCAGCUACUGAUCGGCUUGGAUAAAACACUGAUAAAUGUUUCUCAUCUCAUUGAGUUUUAACAGACAGUACUCUAAUACGCAAUUACUCAUGUAAAAAAAAAAGUAUGCAUGCAUGCAUUAUCAAUGCAUUAAUAAAAACUCCUAUGAUUAGAAA